This is a messenger RNA of Mytilus trossulus (common blue mussel), 1962 nucleotides long. RefSeq names its product plasminogen-like. Lineage: Eukaryota; Metazoa; Mollusca; Bivalvia; Mytilida; Mytilidae. Bases 72 to 1379 code for a protein of 435 amino acids. The record is from RefSeq and is a predicted model, not a curated record. The transcript is spliced from 6 exons.
UAGUAAUAUGCUUAUCAGAGUAUUUGAUAGACAAAAUUUCUAUACAGCAUCAGUACUGAUAUGGAUUCGAGAUGGUGAAACUGAUCAAAUUUACAUUGUGUGGAGUCUGUUAUAUGGUUUUGGUUGUAACAGUUUUUGGUGAAAUAAUUCCAAUACCAUGUAUGAAGAGACAAUAUGACUUAUAUGCAUAUGACUCUUUAAUACGGAGAAUUCAACCUACAUCUCUUUACACAUGUGCUGAAAAUUGUCUGCAGAUGAAAAUAUGCAAGUCUUUGAAUUAUUAUAAAGACGAAUGGAAAUGUGAAUUGAAUUUUGGCGUGACUACCAAAGAGAAAACUUCUGUAAUUUUUGUCGAUGCUUUGGACAUCCCAAUGGAAUAUGCAUGGCAUUGCAAAAAUCAUAACUGUACACGCGAAGAGAGAUGUUUUACUGAUGACAGUUUCCAAGUUUUGUGUUUACCGUUAAACAUAGAAUGUGGAAGCGACAUUGAAGAAGUUCCAAAUGCAUCUUGGUUGAACGGAGGUUCGUUGAUGGGAAACGAAACGUAUUAUACAUGUGAAAAUAAAACGGUUCCUUUACCAGAAAAAUGCAACCGACAAAUUUGUGUAAAUUCAACUGCAACUUGGCAUCUCAUAACAGAAGUUGAAUGUCAGCCAAAUGGAAACUGGGAAACAGCUAGUUUUUCCUGCAUAGAGUGCUUCGAAAGCCUUAGUGGUACAAAGUCUAACACUUCAAUAACACUGACCGGUCAACAUUGCCAAAGAUGGGACAAAACGUCACAGGCUCAAUCUUCCAAACUUACACCUGCAAUGUUUCCAGACGAUACUAUCUCAGCCGCUGAUAAUUACUGCCGCUCUCCAGUAACCGGAAGUGACCUUGAUCGGCCUUACUUUUGGUGUAUGACGGGGGACCCGAAAAUGACCUUCGAUGUGUGUUCCGUUCCAAUGUGUUAUACUGAAGAUCCAAAUAAUCAUUACCAACAGCUACCGGACCCCAUUCAUUCGUACACUCAACAUUUUGCAGACGUACCGAUCACCCGCUUUAAGUGCUACGAAACAAACAGUACCACCAUUCUUGAACAUUGUCCUGUGUCUCGGUAUGAAAACCGGAAAUGGUCAUCAGUGAAUCUAUCAUGUUCAGAUGUUGAUUGUCACGAUCCAGGUUCUGCCUACAUAGGGAAGAUGACGUGCACCGUGACCGGAAGGACCUGUCAGAACUGGAAUAGUCAAACACCUCAUGUACAUACAACUGUACCGGAUGACCCAAAGGACCAGACUAGCAAUUACUGUCGCAAUCCCGGGGAUGGUUACAGUGUACCAUGGUGUUACACAACGGAUCCAGAAGUGAAAUAUGAGUACUGUUGGAUCCCAAAUUGUUAGUGCAGUUUAACACAGUUCAACAUAUUUUACUUUUUUUCUGUAAAAUAUUUAUUUUAUAUUUUUAUUGGUCAAUCCUAAUCAAACUUAGGAAACUAUUGUAUUUGCCUUGAUUAUCAUCAUAGAAGUUUGAAACUUGCCGUUCUUUCUCCAUAUUUAUUAUGAGUAUUAUCAUUCUCUCUCGCAACGGAACAGUAAUCGCUGAAUCUGCAUUUAAGCCCAGUAUCAGAUAUAUGAAUUGUGUGAUUGAAAUUUGCUGUUAUGAAAAUUUUGAGCUCAUUCUAAAUAAGAAAUGUCUCUCCCUCGUGCAGUUUUCUGAUUUUCUUUACCAAAUUUAGAUACACUUUAUGUACGUUUUAGUUUCAAUAGCUCUUCGACUUUUUUAUGUUUCCUUUUUUCCGAAUACUUUCGUCUCUUGCAUCAAUAACAUUUAAGUUCGAAAUUGUUUUCAAAGGUACCAGGAUUAUAAUUAAGUACGACAGACGCUCAUAUCAAAAUAUAUAUAAAGCCAAAGUUGAAGAGCAUUGAGGAUCCGAAAUUCCAAAAAGUUGUGCCAAAUACGACUAAGGAAUCUAUGCCUGGUAUA